UUUAUAAGAUAAGUAGAGUAGAGGCUUCUCUUAAGUAAUUCAUUCAUUAAUUAAUGCUCAUUUUUAUUGUAAGGUGCUAUUAUCAAUCAUCACAAUUCAACAAUACAAUAUAUAUAUAUACAUACAUACAUACAUACAGCUGCUACUGCUGAUACUCUCUCUCUCUCUAAGCUCUCUAGCCUGUAGAUGAUGAAUAUGAAUGAGUGAGAAAGAAAAAAAAAAAAGAUAAAAUCUUUACAGCCUUUCGCAGUACUCUCCAUGAUCUUCCCCCUUUAAAGCUGACAGAUUUCUUCCAUUCUCUCUCUCUCUCUCUCUCUCUCUGCACUUUGAAUUUCCAUUUAAUUUCCACUGUCUUGGCUUUGCUUUGGGUUAAUAAUAAUGGUCUUGGAUAAAUUGGUUUCAGCUGUCUGUUGAAUUUGAAACACCAGGUUGAGCGAGAAAACCUAGAGUGAGAAACACUCACACAACACAACAGAAGCAAAUAUAUCAUGUUGGAGUAUGGCUGGGGAAACCCACCGUCGAUCAUGCUUUCCGCCGACGAUAAUGCCCAAGAUUCCGACGGGAAUCGAGGGGUUUACGACCCUUACGCCGCCCACAACUUCUCCGACACCGCCAAUUUCAUUUCCCCUGACCCCAAUUUCGCCGCCGUCGCCGGACAUCCGCACCACCACCACCACCUCCCUUUUCACCACCCCCAAAACCCUAAUUCCAACCCCCAUUUUUCCGGCAUCUACGACGCACGUGGUUACGGCGCCCCGUCGGCGUUCCCACCGCCGGCCUCAUUGCUCAGCCUCGAACCCACCGCCCCUGCCGGGUACAUGGUGGUGCCGAAAACCGAGCCCGGCGGCGGCGGCGGCGGGGGGAUCGACUUCAACGCGGAGUUCAACAGCAGAAUAGGGCUGAACCUCGGCGGCCGGACUUACUUCGCCUCCUCCGAGGACGACUUCGUGAACCGGCUCUACCGCCGGUCCAGGAUCCUCGACCCCGGUUCGGUUAACUCGCCGCGGUGCCAGGCGGAGGGCUGCAACGCCGACCUCACCCACGCGAAGCACUACCACCGCCGCCACAAAGUCUGCGAGUUCCACUCCAAAGCCGCCACCGUCAUCGCCGCCGGCCUCACCCAGCGAUUCUGCCAGCAAUGCAGCAGAUUCCACCUUCUGUCGGAAUUCGACAACGGCAAGCGCAGCUGCCGGAAAAGGCUCGCCGACCACAACCGGAGAAGAAGGAAAUCUCACCACUCUAAUCAAGACAACCCUAACAAGUCCUCGUCGUCGUCGUCUUCAGCUCAUCAUCAUCAUCUCGACAACAACAACAAUAGCAGCAGCAACAAUGGCCCCAAUUCUUCGUCGGAAAACCUACCAAGAUCUCCGCCGGAUUCGGGGGCGCAUUCGUCGUCGGUGACGAUCGCGAUAUCGCCGCCGCGAAUGUCACUGGAUUGUUUCGGAGGUCACAGAUCCAGUUACGGGACAACCUCGUCCACUGCGUCAAUAAGCUCGCUCUUCUAUUCCAACGGCUAAUUAACUUCAUAAUCGCUGUCUAAACACUGACGACGACGACGAAGAAGAACAGAUUGAUCAGUUUCCGACAAGGCAGGCAGGCAGGCAGGCAGUAAGUAAGCAAGCUUGAUUAAUUAAUUAAUUAAUAACAUAGUGAAUUCGACUGGUUAAUUACCGUACGUACCCGACUCCUUAAUUAAUUUAACACCCACUUCUAGCUAGUUUAAUUUGUUCUUAAUUAAUUUUACCUUGGUCAUUUUGGAUCAAACAUCAUCAUCAUCAUCAUCAUCGUCAUCAUCAUAUAUAUAAUAUAAUUUAAUAUUAAUUUCUUUAUUACC
This is a messenger RNA of Andrographis paniculata, 1834 nucleotides long. Its product is annotated as squamosa promoter-binding-like protein 8. NCBI's taxonomy places the organism in Eukaryota, Viridiplantae, Streptophyta, Magnoliopsida, Lamiales, Acanthaceae. The coding region runs from base 489 to 1517 and encodes 342 amino acids. The transcript is spliced from 3 exons. Gene Ontology annotation, cellular component: nucleus. The record is from RefSeq and is a predicted model, not a curated record. Gene Ontology annotation, molecular function: DNA binding.